Messenger RNA from Trichoplusia ni (cabbage looper), 827 nucleotides. Its product is annotated as protein lethal(2)essential for life-like. Lineage: Eukaryota; Metazoa; Arthropoda; Insecta; Lepidoptera; Noctuidae. Gene Ontology annotation, molecular function: protein folding chaperone. The record is from RefSeq and is a predicted model, not a curated record. The coding region runs from base 141 to 713 and encodes 190 amino acids. Gene Ontology annotation, biological process: protein refolding; response to heat. The transcript has a single exon.
GCUGGCGGCAGUAUUGAACUAAAGCGCAAACGAGUGAAGAGCGACCAACUGUACCAAGUUAUUGAGUGCACUCUCAGUAAUUUGCAAGCACAGAGUACAUCGUAUUAAACUAAUCUAAAGCGAGAUUUAAAACAUAAACAAUGGCUUUGCUACCAUACUUAUUGGAUGAUCUACGUCCGCGCCCUCGUCGGCUGUAUGACCAGCUCUUUGGGUUGGAUUUAUCUCCUGAUGACUUCCUGACAGAUAUAGUCGACCGCACCAUGAUUCCUGCACGAAAGUACUUGCGUCCAUGGAGGAACCUGUCGUUGGCGGCGCGGGACGUCGGCUCUACCAUCAAGUCUGACAAGGACAAGUUCCAGGUGAAUUUGGAUGUACAGCAUUUCGAUCCGGAAGAGAUUUCUGUGAAGACCUCGGAUGGCUACGUCGUUAUUGAGGGUAAACAUGAGGAGAGGAAAGAUGACCACGGCUACAUAUCGCGGCAGUUCAAGCGUCGGUAUGCUCUACCUGAAGGCUGCAACCCUGAUACCGUGGAGUCCAGGUUGUCCUCCGAUGGUGUGCUGACUAUCACCGCGCCGAAGGUGUCUGAGAAGAGCGACGAGAGGGCUGUACCCAUCACUCACACCGGACCAGUUCGGAGAAAGCCUCAUGAUGAAGAAAAUGGCGUCGUUGAAGAAGAAGAAGCAAAAACACCACAGAAGAAACGCAAGAAGUAGAUUAUAAUAUAUAUUUUUGUUUUCAAAUCCACCUAAUUACCUGAUUGUAUUACUUAAUGUUAAGACUGAUUUCGAAUUAAGUUUAGUUUUAUGAAUAAAUGGCAUUUUUUCUAA